UACGACUGGGGUUUGUACGGGCUGUGGCCGAGGACGUGGUUCACAACCUUUGACCUGGGUGCACCACGCCUCAACUUCCUCAAGUGGAAUGACGCCUGUGUCGACGGCUUUUUCCUCUUCGCACUUCGAGGGAGCUAUGUGGCCCAUUCAGGCCCUGUGAUCCUGGACGCGAGGGGCAACCUGAUAUGGAUGACUGCCGAGACGUUUGGAGAGGAUGGCCAGGAUAUUACCGACUUCAAGAUCCAGACGUACAAAGAAAACCUGUACAUCACCUUUUGGGCUGGUUCUGACGGUGCAGAGCACCAAUACGGCAUGGGCAGCUACUAUAUGCUGGACGAGACCUACAAGGUGGUCAAGACUGUCAAGGCCGUCGAGACAAGAGGCCAGGAUCUGAAAGGGGAUCUCCAUGACUUCCUUAUCACCAGUCAGGAUACCGCACUCCUCACUGUCUACCAUCGCCAACCUGCCGACCUUUCUGCCCUAGGGGGCCCUCAGGACGGCUGGAUCCUGGACAGCAUCUUCCAGGAGGUGGACAUGGAGACGGGCGAGCUGCUCUUCGAGUGGCGUGCAUCCGAGCACAUCCCUGUGGAGGACGGCAUGCGGACCUACAUGAAAUCCUCAGACCAUGGUAGAGAUCCAGGAGCGGGCUUCGACUAUUUCCAUAUCAAUAGCAUCGACAAGGACCACCGUGGCAACUACAUCAUCUCAGGGCGGCAUACCCACCAGAUCAUCUGCAUCAACCCGGAUGGCGAGACCGUCUGGAUCCUGGGCGGCAAGGAGAACAUGUUUACUGACCUAUCGGGCGGUCGCGCUACGGACUUUUCAUGGCAGCAUCACGCGAGAUGGUACGGGAACGAUACACUCACCCUGUUCGACAAUGCCAAAUCCCCUUACGGCGGGAGGCGAUACACUGGCGACCACAGCCGGGGGCUGGUGCUCCAGAUCGACGCCGACGCCCUGACCGCCCGGCUGGUGCAUGACUAUCACGACCCGGCGCACCCCAAGCUGGCCAAGAGCCAGGGUUCGGUGCAGGUCCUCGAGGGCGGCAGCGGCAACGUGCUCGUCGACUACGGCUUCUACCCAACCGUGACCGAGUUCUCAGCAGGUGGCGAGGUUCUCUGCGACGUGCGGCUGGCCCCCUGGCUGAUCUGGCACCUCGGCAUGGUGACGAGCUACCGGGGCUUCAAGACGACCCAGUGGGUCGGCCGGCCGUGGUACAGCCCCGUCACCUCCCUGUCGCCAUCAGAAGGUGUGCUCUAUGUCAGCUGGAACGGCGCCACCGAGGUCAGGAGCUGGGUGCUUCAGGGCGCGGACUCCGAUGGUGUCCGCGACAAUGUCUUUGAGGACCUCGACGUGCAGGCCAAGGACGCCUUCGAGGCCAGCUUCAAGGUCUCGGACAGUCAUAUACCCCAGUACCUGCGGGUGGCUGCGGUCGACGAGCACGGCACGGUGCUCAAGUACUCGCAGCCCGUCGACCGC
Molecule: messenger RNA, 1479 nt
Organism: Cryphonectria parasitica EP155
Lineage: Eukaryota; Fungi; Ascomycota; Sordariomycetes; Diaporthales; Cryphonectriaceae
Exons: 2
Source: RefSeq, a predicted model, not a curated record